AUGGCUAAGAUCUACUACGCCUCGAGGACAGCGCCUGUGAACAUUGCUACCCUUAAAUACUGGGGGAAAAGAGACAAGGACCUGAACCUCCCAACAAAUUCGUCUAUCAGUGUUACCUUGUCGCAAAAAGAUCUGAGAACGCUCACCACUGCCUCGUGUUCUGAAGUUUUCGAAAAAGACGAAUUAUGGCUAAAUGGCCAAUCACACUCUCUGGACACCCCUAGAACCCAGCAGUGUCUAUCGGAUCUCAGGAAAUACAGAGAAGAACUCGAGGCUCGGGACGAAUCUCUUCCCAAACUUAGCAAAAUGCACCUGCACAUUGUUAGCGAGAACAACUUUCCGACUGCCGCAGGUCUAGCAUCCUCUGCAGCUGGAUUUGCAGCACUGAUCUCCGCUAUUGCAAAACUCUACGAGCUCCCUCAGACAGCCUCUGACCUCAGUAAGAUUGCCAGAAAAGGCUCUGGCUCGGCGUGCAGAUCGCUGUUUGGGGGCUAUGUAGCCUGGGAAAUGGGGGAGUUGGAGAACGGUGAGGACUCCAAGGCUGUGGAGGUUGCUCCGCUGAGCCAUUGGCCAGAUAUGAAGGCGUGUAUUCUGGUUGUAUCAGACGAUAAGAAGGACGUUCCAAGUACAAGCGGUAUGCAACUGACCGUCAAGACCUCACCAUUGUUCCAACACCGCAUUGAAAAGGUUGUUCCGCAGAGAUUUGAAGAAAUGAAAAAAUCCAUCGUGGAGAAGAACUUCCCAUUGUUUGCGGAGCUGACCAUGAAAGACUCCAAUUCGUUCCAUGCGACAUGUCUGGACUCGUACCCUCCAAUCUUCUACUUGAACGAUACGUCCAAAAGAAUCAUCAAGCUCAUCAAUUUGCUGAAUGACUCAGUCGGAGAAAUAAUCGCAGCUUACACGUACGACGCCGGCCCUAAUGCCGUCAUCUAUUAUGAGCAAAAAAACGAGUCGAGAGUUCUUGGGCUACUCCAUGCUGUGUUCAAGUCUGUUGAUGGAUGGCAAAAAAUUGACGUCAAAUCCCUGACUCCUCCAUCCAUUGAGCUGGAUCCCACAUGGGGGUCGGGCGUUUCCAGAGUUAUUUUGACCGAAGUUGGUGCAGGCCCACAGGAUUCAGAUGAGGUGCUGAUCAAUGUGGAAACAGGGUUACCGAAAUAA
Ogataea parapolymorpha DL-1 is the source of this 1158-nucleotide messenger RNA. Its product is annotated as Diphosphomevalonate decarboxylase. The transcript is spliced from 2 exons. Gene Ontology annotation, molecular function: diphosphomevalonate decarboxylase activity; ATP binding. Gene Ontology annotation, cellular component: cytosol. Lineage: Eukaryota; Fungi; Ascomycota; Pichiomycetes; Pichiales; Pichiaceae. Gene Ontology annotation, biological process: isopentenyl diphosphate biosynthetic process, mevalonate pathway; isoprenoid biosynthetic process. Bases 1 to 1158 code for a protein of 385 amino acids. The record is from RefSeq and is a predicted model, not a curated record.